Abrus precatorius (Indian licorice) is the source of this 1014-nucleotide messenger RNA. Its product is annotated as anthocyanidin reductase ((2S)-flavan-3-ol-forming)-like. NCBI's taxonomy places the organism in Eukaryota, Viridiplantae, Streptophyta, Magnoliopsida, Fabales, Fabaceae. Gene Ontology annotation, molecular function: anthocyanidin reductase activity; oxidoreductase activity, acting on the CH-OH group of donors, NAD or NADP as acceptor. The record is from RefSeq and is a predicted model, not a curated record. The transcript is spliced from 6 exons. The coding region runs from base 1 to 1014 and encodes 337 amino acids.
AUGGCGAGUGUCAAGCAAGUCGGAAAGAAGGCUUGUGUGAUCGGUGGCAGUGGGUAUAUGGCAUCUUUGCUGAUCAAGCAGUUGCUUGGAAAGGGUUAUGCUGUUAACACUACUGUUAGAGACCCAGGUAAUCCCAAAAAAAUAUCUCACCUUGUGGCACUGCAAAGUUUGGGCCAACUCAAAAUAUUUGAAGCAGAUUUAACAGUUGAAGGAGAUUUUGAUGCCCCCAUAUCAGACUGUGAACUUGUAUUCCAAUUUGCUACACCCGUUAACUUUGCUUCUGAAGAUCCUGAGAAUGACAUGAUCAAGCCAGCAAUCAAAGGCACACUGAAUGUGUUGAAAUCAUGUGCACGAACAAAAGAUGUGAAACGAGUCAUCUUAACAUCUUCAACAGCUGCUGUAACAAUAAACCAACUCAAUGGGACAGGUCUUGUUAUGGAUGAAAGCAACUGGACUGAUGUUGAGUACUUGAGCACAGCAAAGCCUCAUAGUUGGGGAUAUCCUGCCUCUAAAGCACUAGCAGAGAAGGCUGCAUGGGAAUUUGCUGAAGAGAAUAACAUUGAUCUCAUCACUGUGAUACCGACACUCACAGCUGGUCCUUCUCUCACUCCAGACAUCCCAAUCAGUGUUGGGUUAGCCACGUCCUUGCUAACAGGCAAUGAUUUCUUCUUUAAGGCUUUGAGGGGAAUGCAAUUGCUGUCAGGUUCAAUAUCCAUCACUCAUGUGGAGGAUGUUUGCCGAGCACAUUUAUUUGUGGCAGAGAAAGAAUCAGCUUCUGGUCGAUAUAUUUGCUGUGCUCACAAUACUAGUGUUCCUCAGCUUGCAGAGUUUCUUAGCAAACGAUACCCUCAGUAUAAAAUUCAACCUGAAUUCGAUGACAUCCCCUCCAAGGCUAAGUCAGUCAUCUCUUCCGAGAAGCUUAUCAAAGAAGGAUUCAGUUACAAGUAUGGGAUUGAAGAAAUUUUUGACCAGACUAUUGAGUACUUGAAGUCUAAUGGUGCGCUGAAGAACUAA